Messenger RNA from Linum trigynum, 3156 nucleotides. Lineage: Eukaryota; Viridiplantae; Streptophyta; Magnoliopsida; Malpighiales; Linaceae. The record is from the annotation of a GenBank genome assembly.
CGCCUCUUUCUUUCUUUCUUUCUUUCAAAAUUAACAAUCGAUGAUGAAUAUGAUCCUGUGGCGGGAAUAACUAACUAGUCACAGAAAGGUUAAACCAUGACAGUACGAAAGGCUAAUUAAAAUAUAUAUAGGAAACAACAAAUUAAAGGAGAGCCAUGCUUACAUAGACUACUACUUAAUUAAUCCAGAAAAAUAAAAAUAUACGUUCGCGUGUCCAUAUAAUUGGCUACGAAACAAAUAUUAUCACAUUAAAGAUGGAUUGGACACACAAUUAGCCUUCUCUCGUUGCCCCCAAUGACAUGCAUAUGUUUUGUUUCAAACUUAAACUCGACCUAUGCCCGCCGCCCGCGCCGCAUAUCUUCAUCCCUAUAUAAUAAGCAUCUACAAACUAUCUGGUUAAUUAUCGUACAGCGAAACAAACAUAGACAGAAAGAUAUGGUUAUGGAGAGGAGACAUGGGCUUGGGCUACAUGCGAUUGAUCAUAUAGCAGCUACAAUUAUUGCGUUCAUUAUCCUGCAGAUUGUUGCAUCUUCAUGCACAGCUGAGCGGGCCGACCACCGUUGCGGCCAAUACCCAAACCAGACAUGGGCUACAUGCGACUCGGGACGCUGUUGCAGUAGGGCUCUUUACUGCGGCGACACUUACAAGCACUGCAACCUUGGUUUUUGUUGGUAUCAAUGCCGCGAGGUUCCUUCUCCUGAUUCUGAUCGUCAAAGUGAUCUUUAUGAUCAAGUAGCUGAAACCGGAGGAGGAGCACUCACACGUCUCGUCAACGCUACGUACAAUGAUAACCCCUAUCUGAAUUUGAAUGUUAGUGAUGGUGAUCACGAGCUCCUCAAAGUGCAAGCAGCCGACAAUGCUUCUUCUUCUUCUUCUUCUUCCUCGCCAUCGUCGUCGUCCUUGUUGUCAUGUGAAAGGUCUCUCUCCCGCCUGCCGCUGGCUUCUCGUUACAAGUAUCCUUUCGCUGCUCUGCGUGCCCCGCAGCUUCAAAACAAUAUUACUACUGCUACUCGUUGCGGUCGCUGCUUGAAGGUCACUAAUCUUGGAGUUAGAGGUCUUCCUAAUCAAGUGAAGGUUCGUAUUGCUCACGAGCAUAACAAGCAAGGACUUGAAUUGGAUUUCAAUACUUUCAAGAAGCUCGACAUAAAUGGUAGUACUGGAAUUGCUGAAGGCCGUCUUCUGGUGAAGUAUCAGUUUGACAGUUGUUGAAAACUACAUAUAUAUGUACGUGUAUGUUGUUCGCGAGUGACGUGCAACUACUCAUAAUAUACUUAUAAAAAGCUAAAAAUAAAUAAAAGUCAAUAAAAUAAAAAUACCUACGUUUAUCGUUACUUAUCUAGCUAGUUGUUAAUCUCAAGAAAUUGAUGCAUUUUGUAAGUGGAAAAAAAGGACUUAAACGGGAUAUGAAUUGGACUGAGACCAUCAUUACACCGAACUAUGAAUUUCGAUAACAAUAUAAUUUUGUUCAACAAAUUCACUUGUGCUUUUUUUUUUACAAUAAGCAACCUUUUAUUCCAUCCGAAACCGGGAAAACCGUGGUCACAUUAUAAGAGUGGAGCAAUAAUAUUGACAAUUAAAAUCCAAUACACUAGUAAAGAUCCCGCCCUAGCAUGUCAUGCCACCCAAUCCGCUAAUCGAUUCAAACGUCGAGGAACAAACUCAACACGAAUCGAUGGUGCAAGUCUGAGAAGGAGAACCAUCUGCGCAAUGGUAGCCCGACACAUCUAAGGCCAUGCCGAGGGUUCCUGAUGCAGCGCAAGGGAAAGCACCGGACAAUCUGUACGAAUACAGGUUGGGAUGUAAUCGUGAGAAGCAACCCUAAUAGCAUUGAGAAGACCAAAAGCUUCCGCCUGAAUCGGAUGAGAACAAAGGAAGGUCUCAGUCUUGCCGUCGUACACGUGACCCUGAGAGUUAGCAAUAGUAUUCCCAUAUGCCGUCGGACUCGAGUCUGAGAUGAACGACCCAUCAUUAAACAUCACUCAGGUACAGGGCGGUGGUUCAGUGUUGAAACGGGAACCCCUAGACUGAGAAGGUAACUGAGUUGUAUAAGAAUUGCAUGGUCACCUAAAGCAAACGUAAUGACGCCCUGUCAUGCACUCAUUAUAAGUGAAAAGAGGUUUCAAGCCUAAGAGAUGAAAGAGUUAUAUGAGAACUCCUUUUAAGGAGCAAUGUCAGGCCUGGCUACGAGUUUAUGAGAUAUGGCACUCUGUGUCCCACGAGUUUACGAGUUCAUGAGAUAUGGCACUCUGUACCCACCAGUUCACGGGUAUAUGAGAUCUGGCACUUUGUGCCUACGAGAUUACGAGUUCACGAGAUCCCGGGGAGUGCAUGACUUGGCAAAUUAAAGAACAAAAGCUAUUGAAUCUAGCUAACUAUAUGUAUGUGUAUGAUUGGAUGCUGAUUCAUUGUUGAUAUUGGAUACAACAUGAGUAUGUGAAUGCCAAGCUUGAUAUAUGUCAUCUUUGUGUGAUAUAUGAUUGAGAUGACAAUAUUAGUAUUUGCCAUAUUUGAGGUAUAGAAUGUGACCCUUACGUGUGGUAUGUGAAGGUUGAUGUGUUUAUAUGUCAUAUCAAGUGAUAUGAGGUACAUGUUAUGAUGAUCUCCUAUGAUGAGUAGUACAACUAUUGAUCAAGAAACUGUGACUUAAGUAGUAAUGAUAUACUAAUUUCAUUAUGGUAGUGCCAUGAGAUAUCGACGUGUAUAAUGUUAUGAGUCUACAAUACAUCCCUUGAUGUUGUACGCGUUGAUAGAAGUGUAAAAUAUGAAGGAAAAUUUCGUAUGGGAUAUAAGAAUAAAUACAAACCAUAUGCAACACCAGGUAGGGUAAAGUAAAGGAGAAACCUUAAACGAAGGAUAUAUGACAUAUAUGAAUGACCCAUAACGUAUAUGUGAUAGGUCGAGUGAACGAGGGAAGAAAUUUUGUAUGAAUCUACAUAGGUGAGACCUAAGUAAAGUUAUUAAGUUAUUAGAUAUACAUUGAGUAUAAUGGACGAAAGAUACUCUGAGUCACAACAUAUCCUUAUAUCAUUUUCGUAUUAAUAUUUAUAUUAGGUUAUUAUUUACUCAUUGAGUGACGUCUCACCCCGUCAAUAUUUUUCCCAGAUGAAUAGCUAGAAUGGGUGAAGGCCAUGGGGCGAAGAAAGUUAGAGUUUGACA